Molecule: messenger RNA, 985 nt
Organism: Schizophyllum commune H4-8
Lineage: Eukaryota; Fungi; Basidiomycota; Agaricomycetes; Agaricales; Schizophyllaceae
Exons: 3
Coding region: 117-851 (244 amino acids)
Source: RefSeq, a predicted model, not a curated record
CGUUGUCAUCUGUAUGUCAAGAGCCUCAAUCCCUGAGCAAAUGGGAGAGCAAAUAAUCCUUCCGUUCUCGUCCGCGCCAUCUCUCCUUCAAGGCUCCGUGUCUACACUCUUUCGGCAUGGAGUGCGUCGUGCAGCCACCCCUGCCGCCGCUCCCGGCGUAUGCGGCAGAUAUCAAGAAUCCCAACGCUUCUCUUACCGAAUACACGCGCGGCAUGAUGUCGCCCACCCACAAAUCGUCUAUCGCCGGCCGUUCGGGAGCGUGGUUUAUAUCCUCUCUCUUGCUCGUCCUUGUCCCACUUGCAGGACUGGCCUUGCCCCUCGCUCUUUUCGGAAAACGCAUUUUUGGCCCCCAUAUCAAUACCAUUCAGCUUUCCUUUGCUAUAGUACUACUCUACAUUGAGCUCCUUGUCGCCAUUUUCUCUGCCAUCCUUUUUCUUUUCCCCAAUUUCUUUGCAUACCACCGGAUAUCAUCAGCCGUUUGUCCUCCUCGACGGCAUCGAUCACACUGGUCAUUUAUGUCUCUACGACGUCUUCGAAGGCUCAUUCGGGUGGAUUCCUAUUCAAUCCUUUUGCGUGGGACACAGGGCGGGACAGCAUCCUUCGUCGUGGACUCGACGACAACUGUCGGGCAGCUCAAACAACAGCUCAUCGCGAGACAUCACGUUCCCGAUGACUGCUGGGCCUACCGCCGGGCCGUGCUCAUCAAGCCCGGGCGUCGCCUGCCCCUGUGCUCUUGGGAGACCAUGGCUGAGAUCGGAGUAGGGGCUGGAGCGCACCUUGAGCUUCGCUUCCUAUGCAUCGGCGGAGAUCCUGGUGAGUUCUUACAGCUCUCCUCUGCAUUCAAGUGCUGAUAGCACGACAGGCUCUCCUUCGACAAGCGCAGACGUCGACAUCGGGAGUACAGGCAAGCCAUCGGAGGAUCGUGACAAGCCAGGUGCGUAGUUAUGGUCCGAAAGUCAGCUCCAAACUUCAUUGAGGCUUGCCC